Molecule: messenger RNA, 2737 nt
Organism: Phragmites australis (common reed)
Lineage: Eukaryota; Viridiplantae; Streptophyta; Magnoliopsida; Poales; Poaceae
Product: E3 ubiquitin-protein ligase WAV3-like
Exons: 2
Coding region: 236-2272 (678 amino acids)
Source: RefSeq, a predicted model, not a curated record
CGCUUCCUCCCUCCCGCGAGAGAGACGAGUCAAAACCAAAAGCCGCACCCAAACGCUCCACCUCCACCUCCACUCCCUCCCAUGACGGCUCGGCUCCUCUCCAAAAACCACCGCCUCUUCCUCCUCCUCCUCUCACUCCUCCCGCAGCCAUCGUAGACCGCAGGCGGGUGGCGGCGCACGAGACCCGAUCCUGGAGCCUGGGCGGCGCUGGGGGUGAGUCGAGGCGAUCGCAGCGAUGGAGGGCGCGUGGAGGAAGGUCAGGAGGGCGCUGGGCCUCCGCCUCUGUGUGCGCACCCCCGCGGCGGGCGGCGAGCUGCGGGCGCCGUCGCCCGCCGGUGGUUGUCGAGGGGAUGCGGCGGUGACGGUGGCGGCGGCGGGCGAGUCGGGGCCGGCCACGCAGGCGGGCGCGCUCCGGCGGUCCAAGUCUGGGGGCAGGUCCUCCUCGUCUUCCAAGCAGGGAAAAUGUGCAAUAUGCUUUGCUACCAUGAGAUCUGGCCGCGGUCAAGCCUUGUUUACUGCAGAAUGUUCUCAUAUGUUCCAUUUUCACUGUAUCUCAUCUAAUGUAAAACAUGGAAACUAUGUCUGCCCGGUUUGUCGAGCGAAGUGGAAAGAGAUACCCUGUCGCUCACUAUCUUCUAACAGCCCUCAUGGAAGAAUUGGAAUUAACCCAAAUCGAUCUCCCCAACAAGAUUCCCAUAUGGUUCUUCACCGGCAAGAUCCAAACCGUCGGCGAGAUGUCCGUCGCUUACAUACUUCUGAGCCAGCAGACUUCAAUGAUGAUGAACCUUUGCAGCACAAAGAGGGUUUUGACAAUCUUAAUUUUGGAUCUACUAAAACUCCGGAGAUCAGCUCAUACCCAGAAUUCCAAACCGUUCCACAGUCAUCAUCUCUAGAUGGAUUUGAUAUUCUGAUCCAUGCGAAGGCCCCCACUGCUAGCUCAGGCCACAUCACAGGCAGUUUGGUUAAUGAAACCUCUGUGAGAUCGUCAAGCCGAGCUCCUGUUGAUCUUGUUACUGUACUUGAUGUUAGCGGCAGUAUGGCGGGCACAAAGCUAGCACUCCUGAAGCGAGCAAUGGGUUUUGUUGUUCAGCACCUUCGGCCAUCUGAUCGUCUUUCAGUCAUUGCUUUUUCAUCUACCGCCCGAAGACUGUUCCCCCUUCGACGAAUGUCCCAUCAUGGCAGACAGCAGGCCUUGCAGGCAAUUAACUCACUUGGCGCUGGUGGUGGUACGAACAUUGCUGAUGCACUAAAGAAAUCUAUGAAGGUGAUUGAGGACCGUAGUUAUAAGAAUUCAGUAUGCAGUAUCAUUCUUCUGUCAGAUGGCCAAGAUACCUACAGCAUUUCCUCAAAUGUCCAAGGAACCUCAACGGGUCAUAGGUCACUUGUUCCAUUUUCCAUUCUAAAUGAUGAACGCCAUAUGGUACCUCUGUACGCUUUCGGAUUUGGGGCAGACCAUGAUUCAGAUACCUUGCAUUCAAUUGCUGAAGCUUCCGGUGGCACAUUUUCCUUUAUAGAGGAUGAAGGUGUGAUGCAAGAUGCGUUUGCUCAAUGUAUUGGUGGGCUUCUUAGUGUUACUGUUCAGGAGAUGCGCCUUAGCAUGGAAUGUGUUGAUCCUGGUGUUCAACUCUGUUCCAUCAAAUGUGGUAGCUAUCCAUGUAAGGUGGCAAGAGAUGGACGAAACGGAUCAGUUGAUAUUGGCCACUUGUAUGCUGAUGAGGAGAGAGACAUUUUGCUGUCGUUGACCAUUCCAAAAUCUCGUGAACAGACUUCACUGUUAAGAGUUGCUUGUGCCUACAAAGAUCCUGUGACAAAUGAGACUAUCGAGAUUCAAGGUGACGAAGUAAAGAUCAAGAGGACAAUAUCCACUGUAUCUGAACCAGUAUCUAUUGAAGUUGAUCGAGAGAGGAACCGUAUACAAGCUGCCAAUGCUAUUGAGUCUGCACGGGCUGCUGCCGAGAGGGGUGCUCUCGCUGAGGCCGUCACUAUUCUCGAGGAUUGCCGGAGGGUAUUAUCCCAGUCCUUUGCAAGCCAAAGUGGAGACCGUCUGUGCAUGGCCCUUGAUGCAGAGCUAAGGGAGAUGCAGGAGAGGAUGGCAAACCGCCAACUCUACGAGGCAUCAGGGAGGGCCUACAUGCUGUCUGGACUGAGUUCACAUUCUUGGCAGAGAGCGACAGCGCGUGGAGACUCUACAGAUAGCACCACUCUUGUGUACUCCUAUCAAACACCAUCCAUGGUUCAGAUGCUACAGCAUUCCCAGAACCAUUGCCCUUGACCUCAGGGCCAAAUGCCACAAGUCUGUGCAGCGAGGUCAUUCCUGGAGAAGCCUCAGGCAGGGUAAUUCGCCGUUAUCUUGGCAAUGAAGUGCUCUGAUGAUGGCGAAAGUUUCAUCUUAGCUUUCGUAGCCUUAGCAUGAUUGCUGGUACUUAUCACCUAUUGAUUUACUUAGUACCUAUUCUUAUGCUUAUUUGAGUCCUAUUUGAGUAAUUCCAAAGAAAUUGAGGAUACAUUGUGGUUGUGGGGGCUAUACUCCUGGGAUGUGAAGGAAUAACAUUUGGGAAGCAGGUUGGAGAUGCAAAUAGAUUGGUUCCUAAACUUUAUUAAUGAACCGUUCCAAUUUUUUCGAAGCAUAGAAUGAACCGCUUCACUUGAUAAUUGGUGAUGUGCACAAGGGAGCCUCAGGUUGUAAACCGGUGCAUCUAUUCUGGUGUUGACUAUUCUGAUGUAUAUGAUGCGAACA